Molecule: messenger RNA, 1260 nt
Organism: Arachis duranensis
Lineage: Eukaryota; Viridiplantae; Streptophyta; Magnoliopsida; Fabales; Fabaceae
Exons: 2
Coding region: 363-695 (110 amino acids)
Source: RefSeq, a predicted model, not a curated record
UGAAAAACCCUUGUUCUUGUUGUUGUCCUUAUCCUUGUCCCUGUCUCUGUCUCUGUCCCCAUCGCUUCUUCUGGUUCUCUCUUCCAACUCAUUAUAGUUCCAUUUUGCCUACUCUUUCUAUUUUCUAGUACUUCCUCUUCUACUCUCUUCAGCCUUGCAAAAAAGCUAGCUAUUUUAGUUCAGUUUAGUUCAAAAGCUCAAACAUUUCUACAUAAAUAGGAACCAAAAAUUACACAUUUAUGAUAUAUUACAACAAUUUCAAGUUUUUGCAGACAGGACAAGGUUUAAAGCCCCUUCUGUAACACAAACCUAAGACAAAUAGAUUCAGAAGAAGCAUUUUUCAAGUGACCAACCAACCAAGCAUGAUUCCUUCUCAUGGCCUCAUCAUCUCUCUCAUUUUUGUUUCCAUCAUGGCUAAUGAAGCAACCUUAAUCCAUGAGGCAAAUGGGUCAUUUCCCAUGGUACCUUUGAUGGAAGAAGGGAAGAAGAGUGGGUUGAUGAUGAUGAUGAAUGAGAGCAGAAGGAAGCUUGGAAGCUUCCAGAUAUGUGCUCUCUGCACCUGCUGUGGUGGUCCAAGAGGAGUGUGCUUGCCCUCUCCUUGUUGCUAUGCCAUCAAUUGCAACAUUCCAAACAAGCCCUAUGGAUUCUGUUCAUUCACUCCCAGGACCUGUAAUUGCUUUGGAUGCCAUCUUUAAAAUUCCAUCCCCCCCUUUAUCAUUAUAAUUCUUAUUUAUAAUAAUUUGAAAAUUGUGAAGGGUUUGUCUUUUUAAUUAAUUCUGUUUCAACUGUGAAUGGGAAGAGAAGUGGAGAAUAUCUGUCCUUGAUUUGUUUUUUUAAUCAAUUAAUUAUCAUUAGUAUUAUGAAUAUUUUUUUUCUUAAGCUGUUACUGGGAUUUUUUAGGGGGAGAGGGUCAUGGAAACAGCACAUUGUCUUAUUGUCAGAAUUUAGCAUUAUAUAUUUAUUUAUAUGAUUAUAUAUUAUAUUGAAGUACAUAGUGAAUCAGGAAGGAUUGCCCUUCAAGUGGAGAUAUUGGGGUUGAUGAUAAGUUUUAACUUUAUGAAUGAAUAUAGUAAUGCAAUUGCUCAGUGGGCAUGUCUUUUGGCUAAGACUUGCAAGUUGAGAAGAAGAAGGAACUUUGGGGUUUCUUGCUUUAUAAAUUAUUUCAUUUGUUUAUGCUAGUAGACUGCAAAAUUGUAAGGAUUUGUUUAUUCAAUGUUAUUAUAUGUGAGAUUUAUGUCUAGUAAUGUUUUGCUGCUUCAA